Oryzias melastigma (Indian medaka) is the source of this 1502-nucleotide messenger RNA. It is a transcript of the gene med11, whose product is annotated as mediator complex subunit 11. Gene Ontology annotation, molecular function: transcription coregulator activity. The transcript is spliced from 3 exons. The coding region runs from base 880 to 1239 and encodes 119 amino acids. The record is from RefSeq and is a predicted model, not a curated record. Gene Ontology annotation, biological process: regulation of transcription by RNA polymerase II. Lineage: Eukaryota; Metazoa; Chordata; Actinopteri; Beloniformes; Adrianichthyidae. Gene Ontology annotation, cellular component: mediator complex.
UAUUUACGUCUCUCACAUGAAUAAAAAAAGGUGCUGAACUGAACAUAUCACUGCUGCACAAGCUGCAUGCGUUUGCAUUCUGAAUUUAUUAUGAAGGUAAUCAUUAGAAAGAUAAAUCGAAUAUAAGAUUUUGAUUCUUUUACUUUUGGUGGGAUUAGAAAGUAAAGAUAUUUUGUAAAAAAAAAUGGAUCGUAAUCUCUAAAGAUAUAUUUUAUUUUUAUUUGAGAUGGGGAAAGAGGUUUGGUAAAGUUUGUUCUUCAAAAUGUAUUGUUACAUGGCUUUUACUUAAUCUUGAAACUGGAAAGUAUCUGAGAAAGAAUCCAGAUGUUAUGAUCAAUGACUAAGAAAAAAAAAUUAUAAAUAAAAAAAAUAGUUCAUGUUAAGUGGCAGCCAUCAUUCUGAACGUUUGAAUCCACUUUUCAAGAAUGUCACAGCAAACAACCUUUUAUCUGCACAUUAUCUUAUUGUUUUCUUCUAAUUUUCAUGAGCAGGUGGGGUUGGUGCCCACAAAAUAAUCACUAUAGAGUGAAUGGUUAUUAAGCAAUCACACAAUAAAGAAAAACAGUCAUUUUUAAAGCAACAAUAACUUAUUUGAAAGAAAAUGGGGGGAAAAAAUAAAGGAAAGAGCGCUCAUUCCCUCUUCUUGUCUGUAGGUGGCGGUAAUGCACCGUUCAGUUACUGUUGCUGAACCACAGAAGAAGAAGACACAUUCACUACAUGAUCUCCGUGACUGAGCUUUUGGUUCUAUCUCUGUUUCGUUUGAUUCUUUUUACACCAUCGCCUUUUAAACUUUUUGGUGAAGGUUUAGAGUAAAGAGACGGUGUAAACCCGCUCGUUUCGAACUGGUUCCCGGAGAAGAGCCCUUUUCUCUGUUUGUUGAUGGCCAAUGAGCGACUCCGAGCUCUGGAGGAAGUGGAGAAAGAAAUAGCGAUGGUCCUGCAGUGUGCAGGUAAUAUUGUCCUGGAGCUCUCUAAGGACAAGCAGAUUGCAAGUUUCGUGGAGAGACAACUACUGCAGUUCCAAAGCUCCAUAAACCGAGUGGAGAGUGAACUGAGUGCCCAGAUCCGCUACCUCACACAGGUAGCAACAGGCCAGCCUCAUGAGGGGUCCACGUAUUCUGCCAGGAAGGACUGUCAGAUGGCCCUGAACAGAGCGGAGUAUGCGAAGGUCAAACUGGGAGAACUGGGCCGCGCAUGUGAAGCCAUGGUGGAACAGCAGCAUGGACAGCUGUCCAGCUGAAGAGGAUCUCUGAGCUGACAGCAGGACGUCGUCUUUCCCUGAUGGAGCUCUCCUCUCCACCGAGUUCCUCAAAAUACAUUUGUUUUUGCUAUUUUUUCCUUACAAUCCUUGAGUGUAACUAAACGUGUUAGUGUCUCGAUACAUUUGACUACUACUUUUGUUUGUGUCAAUAUACUAUUUUUUUAAUAAAUUGAGAUAGCUUCAUUUGUCACUCACAACCUAAAACAUGUUAAUGACUUUAAUAAAGUGUCUUUACAUUUGGA